ACACAUAUAUAUAUAUAAUAUAUAUAUAUAUAUAAUAUAUAUAUUCUUCUCCAAUUGCUUGAGCAACAGAAUCGAAGAAUCGAUGAUCGUACCCUCCGCAAAGAACUCUUUGUCACUAUAAACACACUCCACCGUGGAAAGACAAAAAGAGCUAUCCAGAGAAGCAAAGUCAGAGAAAAUUGAGCAGCGAUAUCGAAUUAAUGAGGAAUGGAACUCUAUGGCUCUGCUAUCAAUAUUUGUUUUUCAUUCUGAUCGGAUGUCUAUUACUGGUAGAAAGAGUAGGGGGUGAUGCAAGAGCUCAGACAAUCAAAAUUAUGUGUGGGAACCAACAUGAGCAUAACACAACACUCUUCGUUCCAAACUUUGUAGCUACAAUGGAAAAUAUCAGUCAACAUAUGCGUAAUUCUGGUUUUGGAGUAGCAGUUACAGGUACAGGACCUGAUGCAAACUAUGGCCUUGGACAAUGCUACGGCGAUCUCACCUCACUGGACUGUGUUUUAUGCUAUGCUGAGGCAAGGACAAUUCUUCCCCAAUGCUACCCGAAUAGUUCAGGUCGCAUUUUCCUUGAUGGCUGCUUCGUGAGAUCCGAGAACUAUAGCUUCUAUGAGGAAUAUAAGGGGAAUGAAGACAUGGCUGUAUGUGGCAAUACAACAAGGAAGAAUUCGACAUUUGCAGCCUCAGCAAGGCAGGCUGUGAUGCAAGCGGCUGCAGCUGCACCCAACAAUGAAGGCUAUGCACGUGUUGAACUGGCAGUUUCUGGGACUGCCAAUGAAUCCACUUAUGUGCUUGCUGAUUGCUGGAAGACAUUGAAUGCCAGCGCUUGCCAGGCUUGCUUGCAGAAUGCUUCCACAUUGGUGACGGGAUGCUUGCCAUGGUCAGAAGGACGUGCGCUAAACACUGGGUGCUUCAUGAGGUACUCAGAUCACAAUUUCCUCAACAGAGUACCUGAAACUGGAAGGUCAAGGGUGACCGUUAUAAUAAUAGUGGUUUCAGUUGUGAGUUCCCUCGUGGUUUUGGCAGUUGGAGUAAUUGUGGGAGUUUAUAUUUGGAAACGCAGAUACGUACAAAAGAAAAGAAGAGGUUAUGAUGCAAGAAGGCUGGUGAAAACCCUUCAUGACAGUAGCUUGAACUUCAAGUACUCAACGUUGGAGAAGGCUACGGGUUCUUUUGACGAUGCAAACAAGAUGGGUCAAGGAGGAUUUGGAACAGUUUAUAAGGGAGUUCUACCUGAUGGAAGAGAGAUUGCUGUCAAGAGGCUUUUCUUUAACAACAGACAUAGAGCAGCAGAUUUCUACAAUGAAGUCAACAUAAUAAGUGGUGUGGAACACAAAAAUUUGGUUAGGUUAUUGGGAUGCAGUUGUUCUGGUCCUGAAAGCCUACUUGUCUAUGAAUAUCUGCCCAACAAAAGUCUUGAUCGUUUCAUCUUUGAUCAAAACAAAGGUAGAGUACUGAACUGGGGAAAGAGACUUGAGGUUAUUAUAGGGACUGCAGAAGGUUUAGUUUACCUUCAUGAGAACUCCAAGAUCAGGAUCAUUCACAGAGAUAUAAAAGCCAGUAAUAUUUUGCUGGAUUCCAGACUCCGCGCUAAAAUUGCUGAUUUUGGAUUGGCAAGGUCUUUCGAGGAGGAUAAGAGUCAUAUCAGCACGGCCAUUGCAGGAACACUCGGAUAUAUGGCUCCAGAGUAUCUAGCCCAUGGACAGCUAACAGAAAAGGCAGAUGUCUACAGCUUCGGGGUGCUUUUAUUGGAGAUUCUUACUGGAAGGCAGAACAACAGGAGUAAGACCUCAGAAUACACAGAAAGCCUUAUCACACUAACAUGGAAGCAUUUUCAAGCCGGGACUGUGGAGGAACUUUAUGACCCCAAUCUAAUGCUGCUCAAUUACCAUGAUAGCAAUGUUAAGAUGGAAAUUUUCAGAGUGGUGCAAAUUGGACUUCUAUGCACACAAGAAAUUCCAUCGUUGCGGCCAACAAUGUCAAAGGCGUUACAGAUGCUAACGACGGAGGAAAUACUUCCUGCGCCGACUAGUCCCCCGUUUAUGGAUGAAAGGACCAUGGAGCUUAACGAUACGUGUGAAGAUUCACGCUACCCUCUUAAUGCUGAUGGCUCUGCGUCAGUUGCCUCUGUGUCUCAUAGUUCCUUCUAUCCCAGAUGAUCAUUUUAAGAGGCCGUAAAAACAUAGUGUUGCAGAAGAAGAAAUGGCCAAUGUUGAGGACAACUAAAGGUGCCCAUGUGUCGAGGUGUAAUUAGUUUGUCUCGAUCACAUUGUCUGAUAUUGCAGUUAUGGUGAUUUUGGGUAAACUGUGGGAAAGAUGUAGAAUGUAUUGAGUGUUCCUUCCAUAUACAUAUUACUGAGAAAAGUUAUAAAAGAUCUUCAAACUUCAUUAGUA
Molecule: messenger RNA, 2388 nt
Organism: Tripterygium wilfordii
Lineage: Eukaryota; Viridiplantae; Streptophyta; Magnoliopsida; Celastrales; Celastraceae
Product: cysteine-rich receptor-like protein kinase 2
Exons: 8
Coding region: 201-2153 (650 amino acids)
Biological process (GO): protein phosphorylation
Molecular function (GO): ATP binding; protein kinase activity
Source: RefSeq, a predicted model, not a curated record